Molecule: messenger RNA, 612 nt
Organism: Penicillium brevicompactum
Lineage: Eukaryota; Fungi; Ascomycota; Eurotiomycetes; Eurotiales; Aspergillaceae
Product: SAM-dependent methyltransferase
Exons: 5
Coding region: 1-612 (203 amino acids)
Biological process (GO): peptidyl-arginine methylation
Molecular function (GO): protein-arginine omega-N monomethyltransferase activity
Source: RefSeq, a predicted model, not a curated record
AUGCCCACCUUUGUAGUCGAGCACCUCGAUCCUGAGCUAGGCCCCUGGUCUACGCUGGAAUAUGCCUGCAUUGCCCGCGAAUCCCACGCGCGCGAUGCUCGCUUUCUACUGAGUUCCGUCCCCGCCGAACUGAAGAUGCCCGCCGAUCUGGCCGCCACCAAGGGUUUGGAGGUCGAGCAGCGCAGCGUCGAGGAGAUUUUUGCCGAUCGCAAAGACAAGGUCUGCUUGCUGGAUCCCUCGGCUCAGACUGAGUUGAGUCCCCAGGAUGGUGAGACUUUCGACGUCUUCCUGUUCGGUGGUAUCUUGGGUGAUGACCCUCCGAGAGAUCGUACUUCUGAACUGAGGAAGAAGGGCUACGUUGGUCGCAGAUUGGGUCCUAAGCAGAUGACUACUGAUACUGCGGUGCGCGUAACUCGCAUGGUGGUCCACGAGAAGGUUCCUCUGGAGGAAAUUCCCUACCUGGACUACCCCGAACUGCUCAUCAACGAGCAUGAGCGCACCGAGAUGCCUUUCCGCUACGUGAAGGAUGCCGAUGGCAAGCCCAUCAUGCCUGAUGGAAUGGUGAACUUGAUCAAGAACGAUGCUGACAAGUCCCUGGAUGAUUUGAUCUAA